Molecule: messenger RNA, 1986 nt
Organism: Talaromyces proteolyticus
Lineage: Eukaryota; Fungi; Ascomycota; Eurotiomycetes; Eurotiales; Trichocomaceae
Exons: 7
Coding region: 1-1986 (661 amino acids)
Biological process (GO): long-chain fatty-acyl-CoA metabolic process; long-chain fatty acid metabolic process
Cellular component (GO): lipid droplet; endoplasmic reticulum; plasma membrane
Molecular function (GO): long-chain fatty acid-CoA ligase activity
Source: RefSeq, a predicted model, not a curated record
AUGGGUUCUACCAGCAAAUUCGAGCCUCGCAUGACCGCCCUCCCCCCAUUCUCAGUCCCUGUUGCAAAUUCCCCGUCGAUAGAAGGAGAGACUGUUCCCCGCCGUAACGUCGACUACAAGGACCAGCUCCUAACCCGGCCGGAAGAAGGCAUCAACACCGUUUUCGACCUCGUUGGACGUGCAGCGAAGAAAUUCGGUGACGACAGAUGUAUGGGUUGGCGCGAUUUGGUCAAGGUACACACGGAGACCACCAAAGUUAAGAAGAUUGUCGAUGGCGUUGAGACAGAGGUGCCGAAGGAAUGGACGUAUUUUGAGUUGACGGGAUACAAAUGGAUUUCAUUCAAGCAAUAUGAGGAGAUGGUUCUCCAAGUUGGAUCCGGAUUGAGACAUCUCGGUUUGGUUAAGGAUGAUCGUGUCCAUUUAUAUGCUGCAACGAGUGCACGAUGGCUCGCCACAAUGCACGGCUCUGCUUCACAGUCAAUGCCUAUUGUAACCGCAUACGAGACACUCGGAGAGGAGGGUUUGCGAGCAUCUAUCCUGGCGACCCGGGCAAGAGCAAUAUUCACAGAUGUUCGUCUUCUGGAAACUCUCGGGAACUGUCUUGAGGGUGCGAGCAUCGAGUUUGUCAUAUACAACGACGACCGCGCGACGGACACCAAGGAGAUUGACGCUUUCAAAACUUCUUACCCUUCACUUCGCGUUCUCAGCUUCAACGAACUCCUAGAACUCGGCCAGGAACAAUCUUUCGAACCCGUACCUCCACAUCCAGAAGACCUCUGCUGUAUAAUGUACACGUCGGGAACAACAGGAACACCCAAAGGAGUAAGACUUCGACACAGAAAUCUCAUUGCCGGAGUUGCCGGUGCAGAUUCGAUAGUUGGUAAACAUCUAGGCCAUCAGGAUACAGUUAUUGCAUACCUCCCACUUGCUCACAUUUUCGAGCUGGUGUUUGAAAAUGUCGUUUUACUCUGGGGCGCUGUCCUUGGAUUCGGCCAUCCGCGCUCUUUAUCUGAUACAGCCGUUAGAAACUGUGCAGGAGAUAUCCGUGAACUUCGACCGACUCUUAUGGUCGGCGUGCCCACCGUAUGGGAGGCUAUUAUGAAAGGAGUUACCAAAAAGGUCGCGGAGGGCUCUAUCAUUACGCGAUCAGGGAUUCUUGAUGCUAUCGUUUUCAGUAAAGUAGCUCAAGCGACUGGUGGCAGAUUACGACUAUGUAUGAGUGGUGCUGGGCCAAUCGGUAGGACAACGCAAAAGUUUAUAUCCAUGGUCAUCUGUCCGAUGAUUAUUGGGUAUGGCAUGACCGAAACAUCUGCGAUGGCAGGUGUUACGGAACCAACUCGCUGGACACUGGACGCGAUUGGUGACAUACCCGGUACCAUAGAAAUGAAGCUCGUCGAUUUCAAAGAGGGAGGUUACCUAACAUCAAAUAACCCGCCACAGGGAGAAAUCUGGAUUCGAGGUGCCAGUGUCAUGGAAGGAUACUACGAAAAUCCUGAGGAAACAGCCCAAACCCUGACGAAAGACGGGUGGUACAAUACCGGUGACAUAGGAGAGUUUGAUAAGAACGGGCAUAUCCGUGUGAUCGAUCGAAAGAAAAGUUUGGUGAAGACCAUGAACGGAGAGUACAUUGCCUUGGAGAAGUUGGAAUCUAUUUACCGCACAUCACCAUCGGUAGUCAAUCUCUGUGUCUAUGCUGCUGCAGAUAAGGCAAGACCCAUGGUUAUUGCUGUUCCAUCUGAUCAGGCACUUUCCGACUCUAAAGGAAAUGACAACACUCUGCGAAGGAGCAUUCUUACGGAUCUCCAGGCUCUCGGCCGCAAGCAUGGUCUAGCUAGCUUUGAGAUUGUGGAGGCCGUGGUUAUAUCUCAUGAGCCUUGGACGCCUGAAAACGGCAUGACAACCGCAGCACAGAAAAUUAGCCGACGAAAAAUCGAGGACACUUUUAAGAAAGACAUUGAUGCUGCAUACGCCAAAAUCCCGAAAUGA